Ceutorhynchus assimilis (cabbage seed weevil) is the source of this 11445-nucleotide messenger RNA. Lineage: Eukaryota; Metazoa; Arthropoda; Insecta; Coleoptera; Curculionidae. The record is from the annotation of a GenBank genome assembly.
GGUCGAUGACGUGGAAGCGUGUGCCACGUGGCGGAUUUUCUCGUCGAUUUUUUUUGGAAAAUUUCGCGAAAUUUUAACGCGAAAAUCGUGGUAAAGGUGUUCGUCGCAGUGUUUCGCACCCUUUUGGCACACGCGCCACCGGGAAAUUCGCAAAAUCAUCGUUUUGCGAACUUAAAAACUAUUGGGACUUUUUGCUUGGUAAAGCCUGCCCUGCCCCAACUUGGAGUAUGUACAAAAUGUCGUCUGGCUAGGAUAAGGUAGGGUUACAGGUAAGGAGACAAACAAAUUUACACGGUGACACUCUGUGUAAAAACGCUAAACGGAUGUCGGGUAACUGAAGAUGGCCUCCCCCACCCCGUCGCUCGAAUCCCUACCUAGAGCCAAUUCGAUCGGAUCGUUCGGCGAACACGUAGACUACCUGUCCUUGUCCCCCUUGGACGAUUCACCAUUAUCGGGAUCAUCACCGCCGAUCAGUGAUUCGCGCGACAGCGACCAAUCGGAACCUCAGUGCCAAGAGUGCCGCGAACCGAUCAACGACCCUAAAUUGCUCGGCUGUUUCCACACUGUUUGCAAUCAGUGCUUGGAACGUAACAAACUUGUUUGCCCCAGGUGCAACACUGAAUCAAUUGAAGGCAUUUUGAAUAAUCUUCUAUUUAGCUCCGAGCAGUUGGAGCCAAGUGUACCAAGGUGCACUGGGUGUAAGCAUAAGAAGCUAGACGCUGUUGCCAGGUGUGUUGAUUGUGCCAACUUUUUGUGCUCGAACUGUGUAAUGGCGCACCAAUUUAUGCACUGUUUUGAAGGUCACAGGGUGCAAAGUCUUGACUUGAAGGAGGACAAAGUCUUAGACAAAAACGCCAUGCAAUGUCCCAGGCAUAAGAUUGAAAUUAUUAAAUACUAUUGCCGCACCUGUUCUGUUCCAAUAUGUAAAGAGUGUUUGAAUUUGGAACAUCCUUCUGGGUUGCACGAGUAUGAAUUAAUAAGUGAAGCAGCUCCUAAGCAAAUUGAAGCCAUACAUCAUGCAGUAGGUGAGGCUAAAGUCCGGGCUACAGAUAUAAGGAAUACUUUAAAAAAUGUUGAACACUCUGGGUCAAGAUUACAAGUGCAGUACCACAAGGCCCAAAACGAAAUACAAGAAACUUUCCAGUUUUACCGUUCAAUGCUUGAGGAGCGCAAAUGUGAACUACUAAAAGAAUUGGAAAGUGUUUUUAGUGCUAAACAACUCCAGCUUACAGUGGCAACCCAAAAAGGCCAAGAAACAGUGGACCAAAUAUAUAAAACUUGCGAAUUUGUUGAGCGCUUGAACAAAUGUGCAAAUGUUGUUGAAAUUUUAAUGUUCCGCAAGCUUUUAGAUGCCAAAUUGAACAGCCUAUUGACAAAUAAUUUGGAUCAAAGUGUUCAAAGCGCAUGCGAAUUGGAAUUUGUCAGCAAUUACCAGGCUAUACAAGUGGGUGUGCGCAACACUUUUGGGUAUGUUCGCUCAAAUUCUGAAGCAGUUUUGGGACCCAGCAAGCAACCACCAAUUGCAAGGCCUACAUGUGGCAGUAGCUCAAGUGGUAGCAGCGUAAAUGGAAGCAGCGGAGGCAGCUAUGGCCCAAUAGCUUUAACAAACCAAAGCCAAUCCACAAGUCCGUUUGAGUCAAACAUCUUAAGCAAACGCUUUAGCAGUGCCAACAGCUUAGGCCCCUUCUCCACUACAAUUGGAGACCUAAACUUAAACAUGAAUCCUUAUGAAAAAUGGUCAAACAAUGACAACAAUUUAUUCCAAAAUGGCGACAUGUACUCAAACCAUUUGACCCAAUCACAUGAGCCAUUACUAGACUUGACAUCAAAACUAAAUUCAGUGGCCAUAUUUCCACCCAAAAGCCAAAUAAAACGUCAAAAAAUGAUUUACCAUUGCAAGUUUGGUGAAUUUGGAGUAAUGGAGGGCCAAUUCACAGAACCCAGCGGUGUAGCAGUAAACGCCCAAAACGACAUUAUUGUAGCUGACACAAAUAACCACCGCAUCCAAAUCUUUGACAAAGAAGGCCGCUUCAAAUUCCAAUUCGGCGAGUGUGGAAAGCGAGAUGGACAACUCUUAUACCCCAACAGAGUAGCUGUAGUACGCACCUCAGGUGACAUUAUAGUAACCGAACGCUCACCUACACACCAAAUCCAAAUCUACAACCAAUACGGCCAAUUUGUACGCAAAUUUGGAGCAAACAUCUUACAACAUCCUCGUGGAGUUACCGUAGACAACAAAGGCCGCAUUGUAGUGGUUGAAUGCAAAGUAAUGCGUGUUAUUAUAUUUGACCAAUCAGGUUCAGUUCUGCAAAAGUUUGGUUGUUCCAAGCACCUAGAAUUCCCCAAUGGAGUAGUUGUAAACGACAAACAAGAGAUUUUCAUAAGUGAUAACCGGGCACAUUGCGUCAAAGUUUUCAGCUACGAAGGAGUAUAUUUGCGUCAAAUCGGAGGAGAAGGAAUUACCAAUUACCCAAUUGGAGUAGGCAUAAACGCAAAUGGAGAAAUCCUGAUUGCAGACAACCACAAUAACUUCAAUUUGACUAUAUUUACGCAAGAUGGUCAAUUAGUGUCUGCGUUGGAAAGCAAAGUCAAGCAUGCGCAAUGCUUUGAUGUUGCUUUAAUGGACGAUGGUUCCGUGGUACUAGCCAGCAAAGACUAUCGUUUGUACAUUUACCGGUACGUCCAGGUACCAACUAUCGGAUUGUAAGCCCAUUCCUAACCUACACUAUUUACUUGAUGCAUUUUUUUUUUAAACGUUGUCGGAGUGGUUUUUUGCGCACGCGCGUCUGUGUAUAAAAAUAAUAAUGGUUGACACGUCAUUAAGUUUAAAAUUUUUUGGAUGUCGGAUGUUGAUUUUUAUUUGUAUUUUGUAUUGUAUAUUUUUGUACGGUGCACACGGGGUGUUUUUUCCUGAGAAAAAAAGUACAUUGUUGCAACGUCGCUGCAAUUGGUUUUUCCUUAUGUGGGUUGAUUUUGGAACUUGAUUCAAUAAUUGAAAUUGUAUAUACUUACUUACAGCUUAUUUUGCUCAUCAGGGUUGGGACUUUGUAACAAAUAGAGUUCGUUAUUUGUAUCACUAUGGCAGUUGCUGUCUCUUUUCAAAAUCAAUAGAGAAGGAAUGGCAAUAGAGAUAGCGAAAACAUCUCUAUGGCCACCAGCUCUCCUGGCCUGGGACUCUGUAACAGAUAGAUAUCGUUAUUUCUAUCAUUAUGACACUUGCUGUCUUCGUUUCUCUUUUGAAAAUGAACAGAUUGACUUGAAAUUUGACUUGAAUGAUAAAUACAUCCUAGUUAAUGAAUCCUGAAAGUUUGAAAUCGAUCUGACACUUUGAAGUAUUUUUCAGGAUUUUUCAAAAGUGAUUUCCACGAUUUUUUUAAUUUUUUCUGGUAUUAGGUUGGAAAAGAUCUCAUAAUUCAAUUUCUAGGCUUCAAAUCAACUUCAAAUUUGCAGUGUUUGUUGAAAAUAUGCUGGUUACUAAAUCCUGAAAGUUUGAAAUCGAUCUGGUACUCGGAAGUAUUUUUCAGGAUUUUUCAAAAAUGAUAUAACGUGAAUAUUCCAACUUUUUCUGUUAUUAGAUUGGAAAAUACCUCAUAAUUCAAUUUCUAGGCUUCAAAUUUGCAUUGUUUGUUGAAAACAUGCUGGUUAAUAAAUCCUGAAAAUUUGAAAUCGAUCUGAUACUCGGAAGUAUUUUUCAGGAUUUUUCAAAGAUGAUUUAACGUGAAUUUUUCAAGCUUUUCUGGUAUUAGGUUGGAAUAGACCUCAUAAUUCCAUUUCUAGGCUUCAGAUCAACUUCAAAUUUGCAUUGUUUGUUGAAAACAUGCUGGUUAAUAAAUCCUGAAAGUUUGAAAUCGAUCUCAUACUUUGAAGUAUUUUUCAGGAUUUUUCAAAGGUGAUUUCCACGAAUUUUUUAAUUUUUUCUAGUAUUAGGUUGGAAAAGACCUCAUAAUUCAAUUUCUAGGCUUCAAAUCAACUUCAAAUUUGCAUUGUUUGUUGAAAAUAUGCUGGUUAAUAAAUCCUGAAAGUUUGAAAUCGAUCUGAUACUCGGAAGUAUUUUUCAGGAUUUUUCAAAGAUGAUAUAACAUGAAUAUUCCAACUUUUUGUGUUAUUAAAUUGGAAAAGACCUCAUAAUACAAUUUCUAGGCUUCAGAUCAACUUCAAAUUUGCAUUGUUUAUUGAAAACAUGCUGGUUAAUAAAUCCUGAAAAUUUGAAAUCGAUCUCAUACUCUGAAGUAUUUUUCAGGAUUUUUCAAACGUGAAUUUUCAGACUUUUCCUGGUAUUAGGUUGGAAAAGACCUCAUAAUUCAAUUUCUACGCUUCAGAUCGACUUCAAAUUUGCCUUGUUUGAUGAAAACAUGCUGGUUAAUAAAUCCUGAAAGUUUGAAAACGAUCUGAUACUCUGAAGUAUUUUUCAGGAUUUUUCAAAGAUGAUUUAACGUGAAUUUUCCAAGUGUUUCUGGUAUUAGGUUGGAAAAGACCUCAUAAUUCAGUUUCUAGGCUUCAGAUCAACUUCAAAUUGGCAUUGUUUGUUGAAAACAUGCUGGUUAAUAAUUCCUGAAAGUUUGAAAACGAUCUGAUACUCCGAAGUAUUUUUCAGGAUUUUUCAAAGAUGAUUUAACGUGAAUUUUCCAAGUUUUUCUGGUAAUAGGUUGGAAAAUACCUCAUAAUUCAAUUUGUAGGCUUCAGAUCAACUUCAAAUUUGCCUUGUUUGAUGAAAACAUGCUGGGUAAUGAAUCCUGAAAGUUUGAAAUCGAUCCGAUACUUCGAAGUAUUUUCCAGGAUUUUUCAAAAGUUAAAUCACUUUUGUUUCUGAAAACAUGCUGUAGUCUAAUCAAAUGGUAGAAAAUUGGUUUGUUUAUAUUUUUUGGGUUGCUUCAUAUGAAUAUCAAGUUUGCCAACAAGAAAUUUGACCGGAAAUGGGUUUUGUGAAGGAAACUCCCUGUAACAAGUGCCUUUUUACAGCUUUUAUCAAAUAACUAGAAACCUAUUCAGUUUGUUAGAUAUUGAUUUUAUAUAAAAUGAAAGAGUAUAAAAUUUCCUACAUUUUAUUUUUUGAGUUUUUUUCUAAGAUCUGCGGUUCAGCUGUGAUGAGGACGCAAAGUUGGGUGUAUCUUCACCUUCCUUGAAGGCCCUGGCUCUUCCCCUGCCUUGAAGGCCUUGGCAUCUACAAUAUUCACCAAAAUACUCGGAAUCUCAUCUAUUCCACAUGCGCUCUUUGAGUUGAGAUGUAUCAGGAAGUCCAAAACCUUUUCCUCAGAAAUCGUCUCAAUGUCUAGGCCAUCACCGAAGUAAAUCUUAAUGAACUCAAAAUCACGUGAAUUGUUCGGUGGAAAACUGCUGGUGCAUUCACUAGUCCAAAAGGCGUUCUCAAAUACUCGUUAUGCCCGUUUGAUGUUACGCAGGCUGUUUUGGGAAUUGAAACAUCGGCAAUAGGGAUUUGAUGAAGAAAAUUUUUCUUCGACUGUUUUUCUAUUCAAUGCACGAUAAUCGAGGCACAUGCGCUCUUCGCCAUUUUUCUUCCUCACCAACAACAUAUAGGGCUUGCGUAUGGUGAUUGUGAUUUUUGAAUAAUUUCAUUUUCUAGGAGAUUGUGGAAUUUUCACGCAUUUGAGGCAACUUUCAAAUCAUCUCAGAAAUAUUCUGAACUUUACUAAUUGAGAGAUACUUGCUUUAAUAAGUUCAAAAUUAGUUGAAAAAUUUCUGAAACGCCAACCAAAGUAUGUCAUUUUACAAUUCUAAAACUCAAAGUGCUCAUAGUUACUAAGCAAGAUCGACUUUGUUUGAUGAAAACAUCCUGAAAGUUUGAAAUCGAUCUGAUACUACUUAGAAAUCGACAUUUUUUCAACCUUAGCAGUUUCAAAUAAUUUGUGUACUUCUUCAAAUAGUUGAAGUCCAGUUGCAAUAUCGACCGAAGGCAGUAAGACAUCAUCAAGGUAGGCCAUCACCGAAGUAAAUCGCAAUGAACCCAAAUAGUUCGCUGGAAAACUGCUGGUGCAUUCACUAGUCCAAGAGGUAUUCUCAAAUACUCGUAAUGCCCGUCUGUUGUUAUGAAGACUGAAAUUUCAUUUCCAAGCCUCAGAUUGACUUCAAAUUUGCCUUGUUGAAUGAAAACGUCCUGAAUUCUUACCCCUACCACUUUGGCACUUGCUGUUUUUUUCUCUCUCUUCGAAAUCAAUAGAGAUAAAGAGAAUAUCUCUCUUUGUUACAGAGUCCCAGCCCAGAAGGCUUCAACGCACCUCUAACAAUAAUACAUUUCUAAAAUCAGCCCAAAAAGCCAAUAAUAUAUACAGGGUGUUUAAACAAAAAACACCUCUACCAAACACCCAAGUGCACCCCUCUCAAAACUACUGUUGUAACGACCAAAAAAAAAACUUUUAUCAAUAUAAAAACAGGGAUAAAAAAACAUAAAAGUGUUAAGCAGUGAUGCCAAGUUGUUUGUUGGCGCAGCAACGCCAUCAUCUCGUCUAAUUGUUAAUUAAUAAUAAUUGAGCAUAUUUUUAUCCUACAUUAGAAAAAUAUGCCAAUAAUCUAUUUUAAUAUUCGCCGUAUAUGUGUACGUUGUCCUUUUUUUAGAUGAUAGAAAGCCAAUUGUUAUAUAUUUGCGGCGUUGCCCGCACGUUGUUAGCGACCCUAGUCACAACCCCCCCACUCUCAAUUUUUUUUUUCUGAAAUUAAAAAUCUCUAUUUUAUAUAUAUAUAAAUACACCUUUGAUGAAUUUGAAAACCGCGUGCCGUGCCCUUAUAAAAUGUUUUAGAAAGAGAGAGAGAGAGUCUUUUUGGACAACUUUGAUUGAAUCUCUCUUAUUAUUAUUAUUAUAAGUUUUGAAAUGCAAGAGUGUGGUGCAUGCAAUAUAUCCCAAACACCAAUUUUUUUAAUUAUUAUUUAGUUUAGUUAGUUAUUUUGUUUGUUGAUGCUGCCAAGUUUAAGAUUACGAUGAGCAAAACUAUGAUGGGACAAAAACCCUUAAAGUAUUAGAGUGCUCCUGCAACAAGACUUUAGUAGCUAGUUUUUUUUUUAUUAUUUAGUUUAGUGUCAUAUUAUGUGGGCUUUGUCUUUUAUUAGGUCCCAUUUUGUUACUUGUUUUUAUAAUUUUUAGUUUAGACGAAUAAUGAUUUAGUUAGGCAUUUUUUUUGUUAUUUGAAAGUCUUAGGGCCGGUAUUAUGAAGCCUGAGUUGCAACCAGUGGUAAGAACAUUUCAGCUGGUUGAAAUUCAGCCAUUGACUGGCCCUUAAUUGUACUUAUAAUUUUUGGAAGAGAAAAAUGAAAAAAUGGGACCAAAAACCUCCCCCCUUUUAGUAAUGACAAUUUUUUUUAUUAUUAUUAUUAUUUUCGUAUUUAUGCAUUUAUUUUUUUUUAUUUAUGUAAUUGUUGUUUUGUUAGAAAAUACAAUGGAAAACUCGAAAAGAUCUCAAAUCCUAACUUGGGUUUUCCACCAUAUUAAUUUAGACUGGAAAAGUGGAAUUUGAAUUUUUUUUUUUUUAUUAGUAUUUUGGAGGAGUUUUGGGUUAGUUUCAUUAUUAGCUUUGUUCCAACACAGCAGAAAACCGUCACGAUUUUGCGCAAAACCUAAAAUUUUUGCGCAGAAACCAAAAUUCAUAUACUGAGUGGUUUUGACUUGUUGGAACAGACCUAUAGUCUCAAGCCUCCUUUAAAAAAAAUUUGUUUGGUAUACAUUCGACAAGUGUUUUGUUAUCAUUAUUAUCAUUUUUUUUUUCUUUGUUCCUUUUUGACUGCCUUGGAUGUGUACCAAGAAGUAAUUAUUACAAUUUUGUUUAUUCGAAAAUCCCAAUCUUAAUUUAUAUAAUUGUUGUUUAAUUCGUAUUAAUUAUUAUAUUAUUAUUGACAUUUUUUUUUUUUUUAGAAAACGGUGAAAAUUGUUCUUUUAGAAAAACAAACACACAUCUUGUACAAUAUUUUUUAUUUGUUUUACUUCUUUGAAUUUUUGUUGUAAAUGCUUAUUUUUUACUUAAAUAAUUACCAGUUAAUUGCAAGUUUUUCUUUUGUAGUUUUUUUUUUUUUUGGUUUUGUCCCUCCUCACCCUAGUUUUUUCCACUGUAUUUUUGUAGCUGUGUGUGUGUGUUUUUGUAGUAUUUUGAGGUAGGUUUUAGGUCCGACGUCACUGCAACCUUCGGUCACUCCGAAUUUAUAUUUGAAGCUUAUUUUUAACAAUUUUUCCUGGAGUGAUUUUUCACUAAAAUUUUUUAAUUUUGCUUGAAAAAGUCAAUGUUCCAGAAUUUUUCCUGGAGUGAUUUUUACAUUUUCUCUUGAAUAAUUUUCUAGAAAAAAAAAAAUUACAAGAGGGUACAUUCAAUUUGAAAAAAACGGGAAAAGUCCUGGAAAAUGGGAAAAUUAUGGGGAAAAAAGUUGGUUUUGGGACUUUUUGGGAUCCCUUCUACAAAAUGGCUAUCUUGAAAUUCCGAAAUUUUGACUUUGGUUUUUAGCUCUAUACCUAUAGCACAGGGAACUCUUGAAAAUGAGGAAAAUCGUAACUUCAACCGGCCAUAGCUCCGUAAUGGUAAGUCGUAGAGAAAAACUGUUCAAGGGCAGAUUGUAGAGCUCGAGGAAAUCUACAAAAAAGCUUAUCGAGUCUUACCUCUACGACUUACCAUUUCCGAGAUAUUCCACUUGGAAUUUUUAAAAUCCUUGGGUGGCUAACUUUUUUCCGGUACAUCGGAGAGAACUGAAACUCGGAAUAUCGAUUGAAAAUCACAUUUCGAAUAUUCCCGAUUUUUGAUUGGCAAAUUAUCCGCUGACCAAUAGAAUUAUAGACUGGGCCCCGUGAUUAGAAUAAUUCUAGCCCUUCGGGCUCGCGUAUAACUCCAACCCUUCGGGUCGGACUCACGUAUAAUUCCGGCCCUUCGGGCCGGACUAGCGUAUAACUCCGGCCCUUUGGGCCGAACUAGCGUAUAACUCCGGCCCUUUGGGCCGGACUAGCGUAUAACUCCGGCCCUUUGGGCCGGACUAGCGUAUAACUCCGGCCCCUUGGGCCGGACUAGCGUAUAACUCCGGCUCUUCGGCCGGAGUUAUAUAACUCCUAUUUUUUUCAGCGAAAAAAUCAGUCAAAAUUUCCCGGAUUCUCUUCCAUUACGUCAUAGAAGACGCCUAGAGAAAUAUCGGAACCCACUUUUCCUCCCUCAAUUUUCCGUUUUUCCAGGAGUUUCCGGCCCUCUUUUAUACCCCACAAAAUGGAAAAUCAAAAUUUUCCGAAUUUUGGAAAUAUAAUUUUUUUUCUGUAUAUAGGAGGUCAAAACAAGCAGAAAACCUUUUUGGCAUUUUCCCCUAGGAUGUCUCCUAAGUCUGGAAAAAAAAAUAAAUAAUAAAAUCCUUGAGGGGGCCUUUCCAGCCUGACAUGAUCUCAUUUAAUUGGCCAUAACUCUGGAACGCCUGGAUCGAUUUCAAUGAAUCAUAUUCCAUUCGAUACAGAAUUAAAUUACCUACAAAAUGGUUUUAUUUCGAAUUUCCAGAAUCUCCCAGUGUCCAAGUAAUAGACCUUCAAAGUGGCAAACAUAAGAUUUUAGUCUUCACUCGUCUUAAAAUGAUCAUAGCUUCUGAACGAUUCAAGCUAGCGGGUUGCGGUUUAUUUUAAAUUAAAAAUCAGCUUAAUAUAUAUUAUUAUACAUCAUUGUCAUAGAAUCCUAUAAUUUGUUUAGUCUCGAUCACCCCAAGCAAGCGUAUACUCCGUAGCGGGUAUAACAUAGUGUUUGUCGUCCGCGUAAGACAAUGACAUUUGAGAAAAUGCUAUACAAUGUUUACUUUGCACCAUUCUUUUAUGUCAUCCAUGUUGCUUCGGAGUUUCCUGCUUAUGAUAUUAGUAUUACUACCUCUUGUCAAGAGGUCAACAAAUAGUGCAGCCAUGAUUUGGGGGUUCGUAGGAAUAUCGCAAAUUAUCCUAAUAUUGUACCCUAAGGAAUUCUCGCUUUUUCUCUCAUUCCAAAUUUGUCCCUGUGCAUUUUACCAUAAAUACAACCCUCACAUAUUUCGCUGUCUAAGGUCACUACGACUUCAAAUUUACGACUCAAAAUAUACCUUGAUGUAUCGUUUGUUGUGAUGACCAAAGGGUUCAUGGUAUAGUUGCGCCUUGCUUCCAAGUUGCGCCUUGCUUCCAAAAGCAAGGCGCAUAUAAGCAAGGCGCACAUUGGAGACACAUGCGACGUAAAGCAGCAAAAACGAAAUAUAUUUGACACGCUAAUACAAACGUGAUUAACUAAUGGACUUAAGACUUCCAUAAAGAUGAAGAAUAUUCUCCACUAGGUUGAAGGUGUCUCGCCUGCCUCUGUUGCCAGAGUCACAUUUUUCACCUUCAUUGUUUCCUCUUCAGGCCCCCAGGUUGUGACGAAACCUAUAGGGUUUGUGACAUAUUUGUCAAAUCAUAUCAAAUCUCACAAGGAAACUAUAGGGUCCGCCACUACAGUGGUAAGGCUAGAUACUCUAUAAAACCCUCACUGACCAAGGCCUGACGCGUUUUGUGGGCAUCAACCCCCAUUACAUCAACAGGUAAGUAAUUCAUUAAACAAUUAAGUAGCUUUGACAAACAAGCAAUUUUGGUACUAGUCAUUUUAUUUUUAAAUUAAGAGCACGGCACUUUUUGGUACUACAUAAACUCUUAUUCCUCCCCUGUCCCUAUCUAUUUUCACAUACUUUUAUACUUAGACUCGUAAGAUUUUUCUCUGUCUGUGAAAUUGAAAGGCUUUUGUGUAAGUAACAGAAAAAAUCUAAAAAAAAAAAAAAAAAUUCGAACAAUCUUCCUUGGGCCCAAAAACUUGAAAUCCUAUAUGUGUUAUUGAUUUGAUUCAAGGGCCUGUUCACACAUCAACUAUUAUGUGAAUUGGCCUUUUGAUUUUAAAUAAUAAGAAAAUAUAGGCAUUGUGUGAUUUUUUCGUAAUUUAUAAACUUAUAUUUUAGGUAUUUUUAGAUAUUGUAGCGAUGUUAAUAUUAAUAAUAAUAAUAAUAAUAAUAAUUGAUAAUUGUUGUCUAAUUCACUUUUAAACAAAAAUGAGUGUUAGAGUGUUUUUGAUGAUUUAAAAAAUUGUUUUUGUCUUGUUUUUGGGGGCGCCAACGAGCCAAUGCCCCCAAAAAAAUCUUUUGCUUCUAUAUUGAAACCAUUUAUACUCGUUUUAAAAAUAAUUUUUCGGUAAGACUGAUUCAACAACACAUUUCUUCUCGGUAACGAUUCUAGUGAUAAAAAUAUUAAAAAUGCUACUAGUGCGAUGAUGAUGAUGGGUAUCGGCCUUUUUUUUUGGUGGGUUUUUAAUUAUUAAACGCACAUGAAGUCUCGAUGACUCCAAGCAAGCGUGUAUACCGUAGCGCUUGUCGUCCGCGUAAGACCGUGUUUAUGUUGGAGCUGUGAUAAAAAGCAAUGGUCCACCAUAAACACGGCCUAAGACAAAGGAAAUUUUUGUUUUUUUACUGUUUAAUAUUCCCUUUAAAACACAAAAACAAACAAACAU